CGGAGCCGCCGAGCCCGGAGCGCGGAGCGGAGCCCGGCGGGGAUGCGGGAGGCGGCGAGCGGCUGAGGAGGACCCCGGCUCCGCGCCGGGCGGAGCACAGACCCCCUUCUUCCCUUCCCUUCCAGCCCGCCGGAUUUGGGAUUUUACCUGCUCGCCUUGGGAAUUAAUAUUAUAUAUAUAUAUUUUUUUUUUUAAUCCAUCCCUUUUUUUUUUUAAAUUUUGAAAUUUUUAUUUUAUUUUAUUUUUGCACACGUGGAGGAGCGCGCGGAUUUCCUAACAUGAUCUUGGCAAACGCCUUCUGCAUCGUCCUCUUCGUAGACGAGAUGCUGCGCUGCCUGGGAGCCGGCCCGGGCUCGGCGGGGCAGGACCCCCGCGGCUGGAGGGUGCCCGUGGACUGCGUGCGGGCCAACGAGCUGUGCGCGGGCGAGCCCGGCUGCAGCGCCCGCUACCGCACCCUGCGCCAGUGCCUGGCCGGGCGCGACAGGAACACCAUGUUGGCCAACAAGGAGUGCCAGGCCGCCCUGGAGGUGCUGCAGGAGAGCCCCCUGUACGACUGCCGCUGCAAGAGGGGCAUGAAGAAGGAGCUUCAGUGCCUUCAGAUCUACUGGAGUAUACACCUGGGGCUGACCGAAGGAGAAGAAUUUUAUGAAGCUUCCCCGUACGAGCCGGUCACCUCUCGUCUCUCUGAUAUAUUCAGACUCGCUUCAAUUUUCUCAG
Molecule: messenger RNA, 717 nt
Organism: Neopelma chrysocephalum (saffron-crested tyrant-manakin)
Lineage: Eukaryota; Metazoa; Chordata; Aves; Passeriformes; Pipridae
Product: GDNF family receptor alpha-2-like
Exons: 3
Biological process (GO): nervous system development
Cellular component (GO): external side of plasma membrane; signaling receptor complex
Molecular function (GO): signaling receptor activity
Source: RefSeq, a predicted model, not a curated record